Molecule: messenger RNA, 1041 nt
Organism: Dentiscutata erythropus
Lineage: Eukaryota; Fungi; Glomeromycota; Glomeromycetes; Diversisporales; Gigasporaceae
Source: the annotation of a GenBank genome assembly
AUGACAAGAGAGAGUGCUGGAGAAAAAGUUGCUUUAAUCGGAUCUGGCAAUUGGGGUACUGUGAUCUCGAAAAUUAUUGCAAGAAAUGUUACAAAGCAUAAUGAAUUCCAACAAGAGGUGAAAAUGUGGGUCUUUGAGGAAACAAUAAAUGGAAGAAAACUUACUGAAUUGAUAAAUGAAAAACAUGAAAAUGUUAAAUAUUUGCCCGGCAUUACGAUUCCUGAAAAUGUCAAAGCUGUUCCUGAUUUAUUGGAAGUAGUUCGCGAUGCUACAGUUUUAGUAAUUUGCAUUCCUCAUCAGUUUGUGCAUAACGUUUGUGAUCAAUUGAAAGGUAAAAUAGAUCCAAAGGUGAAAGCAAUAUCUCUAAUUAAAGGUGUUGAAACAGAUGAUAAGGGAAUUCGUCCAAUAUCACAUGUCAUCAGUGAGUCACUUCAAAUCUCAGUUUGUAGUUUAAGUGGCGCAAACAUUGCCAAUGAAAUUGCAGAUGAAAAUUUUUCUGAGACUACCAUCGGAUUUAAUGUUCGUGAAGAAGGAGAGCUAUUUAAAAAAUUAUUUGAAACGAAAUACUUUCGUGUUGGUAUUAUUAAUGAUGUUGUUGGUGUUGAACUUUGUGGUGCAUUGAAAAAUGUGAUAGCCAUUGGUGCUGGUAUUGUUGAUGGUCUAAAACUAGGCGAAAACACUAAAGCUGCGAUUAUUAGGAUGGGCUUUUUGGAGAUGAAAAAAUUUAUGAGAAAGUUUUAUGGUGGAAUCAAAGAAGAAACCUUUUUUGAAAGUUGUGGUAUCGCUGAUGUUAUUGCCACUUGUUAUGGUGGUAGAAAUAGAAAAGUUGCUGAAUCAUUUGUUACUUCUGGAAAGCCUUUUGACCAAUUAGAAAAAGAGCUUCUUCAGGGUCAGAAAUUACAAGGAACAUUAACGGUUAAAGAAAUCAAUAGGAUUUUGUCGCGCGAAGGAUUAAAUGAUGAAUUUAAAUUAUUUACAACAAUUUAUCGUAUUGCAUUUGAGGGUCUUCCACCAAAAACUAUUAUAAAAGAUAUCAUUUGA